UGAUGAUCAGUACAAAAUAGCGAUUCCUAGUGAUUGGUUCGUGUGACAUCCUCAGCGUUUGUUCGAAGCUCGCUUUUGCGUUUUUCAGCGGGGGAUUGAAUUUGUAAUACUAUUCUUUCCCCUCCUCCUUUCCUGUAUCGGCAGUUUUAGGAGCGGGGCCCCGACACAUCGGAAAUGCGUAUUAUAAAAUUCAUCGUACCCGUCGGAUUCACAUACUUAACCCGAAAUUUCGCAGUUGUAGCAGCGAUGAGCGGAAACAAGGAUUACAAAUCAGCCAUGUCGAUUUACGACUUCACGGCGAACUCCAUCAGGGGAGAAGAAGUCCCUUUAUCCAAAUAUAAAGAUCACGUAUGCUUGAUCGUAAACGUCGCUUCGAAAUGCGGCCUCACAGCAACAAAUUACAAAGAACUGAAUGAACUAUACGACGAAUAUGCUGAAUCUAAAGGAUUACGAAUUCUAGCGUUUCCUUGUAACCAAUUCAAUGGUCAAGAGCCAGGAAACAGCGACGAGAUUUGCAGUUUUGCCGAUCGUCAAAAAGUAAAAUUCGAUUUAUUUGAGAAAAUUGACGUGAACGGAAAUAACACGCAUCCUCUUUGGUCAUAUCUGAAGAAAGAGCAAGGUGGUCUGCUGGGAAACUUCAUAAAAUGGAACUUCACCAAGUUCAUCGUGAAUAAAGAGGGCAAGGUUGUCGAACGACACGGUCCUAAUGUAGAUCCCCACAAGUUGAAAGAUUCUCUUGAAAAAUAUUUCUAAAUUGUCUUCCUAUGUAAGGAAGACAUUUUCUAAGGUAGAUAUUUCUUAUAGUAUAAACAAAUUAAAUAGGAGAUUAAAUUUA
Trachymyrmex septentrionalis is the source of this 835-nucleotide messenger RNA. RefSeq names its product probable glutathione peroxidase 2. Gene Ontology annotation, biological process: response to oxidative stress. Gene Ontology annotation, molecular function: glutathione peroxidase activity. The coding region runs from base 175 to 753 and encodes 192 amino acids. The transcript has 6 exons. The record is from RefSeq and is a predicted model, not a curated record. Lineage: Eukaryota; Metazoa; Arthropoda; Insecta; Hymenoptera; Formicidae.